This is a messenger RNA of Phycodurus eques (leafy seadragon), 1264 nucleotides long. RefSeq names its product cilia and flagella associated protein 73 (gene cfap73). The record is from RefSeq and is a predicted model, not a curated record. Bases 149 to 1024 code for a protein of 291 amino acids. Lineage: Eukaryota; Metazoa; Chordata; Actinopteri; Syngnathiformes; Syngnathidae. The transcript has 6 exons.
CAAAGACUUGGGAAAAGUGACACCAAUGCAAACCAAAAACAUCGGCGUCAACCUUAAAACCGAACACUGCGCGAGUAUUCGACAGCAUUCUCCCCGAGGAGGACAUUUCACAGAAAGUUUGUGAAACUCGUGCGUCUGUCAACUAUCAAUGUUAAUGAACAUGUCCGACGGUGAACGCUCCGCGGCGGUGACAGCGGGGAGGUACCGUGACAGGACCGACACUCUCAUCGAGAUCAUGACGGACCGCCGGGAGCAAGAACAUCUAAUGGCCGUACUGGAGCAGCGCGUACAGAAGUUGGACAGUUUGCGACGGUGGGAAGACGAGCUACUCAAGGAGGCGAAGAAGGCCAAGGAAUUACUCUCGAACUUUGAUAUUUCUCCACAGCCAACAUAUCUCCACGUGAAGGAACAAGAUCCGAAUGUUGAAAAAGCAGAGGAAGAGAGGAAAGAGGCCAGCGAGAAAGCGCUCGAGAAGAAGACGUUGAAGGAAGAGUACGCUCAGCUGCAGCGCACAAAACAGGAGCUCGUUCGUCGCAUGCGCAGAGACGCGGUGUAUCGCGACUUCAUGAAGCAGGUGUUAAAAAUAACACGGUUUGAAGAUGAAGCGUCUCUGGCAGGUCAUCUGGAGAAUCUUCUUCGAAUCAGGGAGCAACUCUGUGAGAAGCAGAGGGUAGCAGAGGAGCAGGUGGACCAGCAGAGGAAAGCCCUGCUGACCUUUAACGGCCAGCAUCGCUCCAUGCUUCUGCAAUGCAGCAACCAGCUGUCGCAGCUGCACCACAAUUUGGACAGGGCACAACAUGAAGUGGAACGUUGGGAGACGAAGUGGAAACACAUUCAGGACACUGCAGCUCGGGAAACACUUCUGCUGGGACUGAUCAAGAUGGCAACACUCAACCUCUACGAGUUGACGGGCGGUGACGUGGAUGGUGAGAAAGGCGCCCCUCUGAGUGACACCGACGCACAACUGAACAAGAUCAAGAUGUUCAUAGAGGACCACAAAGACAUUGAUUGUACCUCAAAGUAGCUCACACAGAAACGAUGCAUCGAAGGCCGUGUUAACAUUAACAAAACAUUAAAGUACGAUAUUUCAUUUUGCCCUUAUCUCACUCACUGCCAGCCUUCCCAGUUAACAUGGAUAUUUGACUUCUAAAGCCGUCAAUGGCAGUGAAUGUGUUAAAUAUGAACUGUAGUAUUCCUGUCUUCAAAUGUACAUUAUGUACUAUGUAUGGCGAAAAAUAUGCUGUACUUGCUCACAUAAACUUGU